UGACAAAACACUGACUUGGAAAAUAGCAUUGUAUUUCACCAAGAUGGCUAUGAAAUGGACUUCAACCCUUCUGCUGCUACAGCUGACUUGUUGCUUCAGCUUUGGGAGCUGUGGCAAGGUGCUGGUUUGGCCGACAGAAUACAGCCAUUGGAUUAAUAUGAAGACAAUCCUGGAUGAACUUAUCCGUAGAGGUCAUGAGGCGACGGUUCUGACUUCUACAGCUUCCAUUCUGGUCAAUCCCAACGAAAAAUCCACUAUUAAAUAUGAAAUUUAUCCUACAGCCACAACUAAAGACAACUUUGAGAGUCUUUUCAUGCAAAUGAUAAGCAAAUGGACAUAUGACAUUCCAAGAGAUACAUUCUUCGAAUAUUUUUCACAGAUGCAAGAAAUGAUUUGGCAGUAUAUGGACCACAUUCAAAAGUUAUGUAAAGAAGUAGUUUAUAAUAGGAAACUUAUGACAAAACUAAAGGAUUCAAGAUUUGAUGUCGUUCUUGCAGAUCCUGUUGGUCCCUGUGGGGAGUUGCUGGCUCAAUUUCUCAAUGUAUCCUUUGUGUACAGUCUCCGCUUCUCUCCUGGCUACACAUGGGGAAAGUACAGUGGAGCUGUUCCGUUCCCUCCCUCCUAUGUACCUAUCAUAAUGUCGGAAUUAACAGAUAAAAUGACAUUUAUGGAGAGGGUCAAAAAUAUGAUAUAUGUGCUUUAUUUUGACUUUUGGUUCAAAUCAUUUGAUGAAAAGAAGUGGGACCAGUUUUACAGUGAAGUACUAGGAAGACCCACUACAUUACUUGAGACCAUGAGGAAAGCCGACAUAUGGCUUAUUCGAACCUACUGGGAUCUUGAAUUUCCUCGCCCACUCUUACCCAAUUAUGAUUUCGUUGGAGGACUCCACUGCAAACCUGCCAAAGCCCUGCCUAAGGAAAUGGAAGACUUUGUCCAGAGCUCUGGAGAAAAUGGAGUGGUGGUGUUUUCUCUGGGGUCAAUGGUCAGUAACAUGACAGAAGAAAGGGCCAAUGUGAUUGCAUCAGCUCUUGCCCAGAUUCCCCAAAAGGUCAUAUGGAGAUUUAAUGGCAAGAAACCAGCAACUUUAGGAACCAACACUCGGCUAUACAAGUGGAUUCCCCAGAAUGACCUUCUUGGUCAUCCAAAAACCAAAGCUUUUAUCACUCAUGGUGGCACCAACGGCGUCUAUGAGGCUAUUUACCAUGGGAUCCCCAUGGUGGGAAUUCCUUUGUUUGCAGAUCAACCUCAAAAUAUUAUUCAUCUGAAGGCCAAGGGAGCAGCUGUUAGAGUGGACUUCAACACCAUGUCAAGUACAGAUUUGCUCAGUGCAAUGAAGACAGUCAUUAAUGACCCUUCAUACAAAGAGAAUGCAAUGAAGCUGUCAAGAAUUCAACAUGACCAGCCAGUAAAGCCCCUGGAUCGGGCAGUCUUCUGGAUCGAGUUUGUCAUGCGCCACAAAGGGGCCAAGCACCUGCGGCCGGCUGCCCACGACCUCACCUGGUUCCAGUACCACUCUCUGGAUGUGAUCGGGUUCCUGCUGGCCUGUGUGGCAUCUGUGAUAGUCAUCAUCUCCAAACUGUUUCUGUUUUGUUGGCAGAAAUUUGCUAAAACACCCAACAAGAAGAAAAAGGAAUAGUAUAGAUAAGAAAUAAUGCUACUGUGCCUGAAAGAUGGAACUCAACCAACUUAAUCCUGCACUGUUUACUUUGUAAACCGAAACUGUUUUCAAAAGAUUCACUUAGAAAUAUGAAUAUUUCAUGCCAAGAGAAGGAAACAGAUGGACAACAAUAAAAUAAAUUUAUGUGAGUGUAUAUUGAAAUUUAUUACAAUCCAUGGGUUACAUACUUAAAUUUUUAACUAAUCUUCAUUAAGAUCAAAAUUUGUAAACAGACCCAGAAAUAUUAAGAGUUUUACACAUACUAUUAAUACGGUUUGCAAAUACUACUUUAACAUCCUUUUGCUGCAAACUCUUCCAGUUUUAACAUUUUCUGUAGAAACAAUCCAACAAUGACAAGUUUUACAACUCAUUCCUCUGUUUUGGGAUACUGGUAGUACUACUUGGUCAUUACUGUACAUCCAGUUUCAACAUUGUUUUUUAUAAACAACAAUGUAUUUAGUUUCUUCAU
Molecule: messenger RNA, 2126 nt
Organism: Tupaia belangeri chinensis (Chinese tree shrew)
Lineage: Eukaryota; Metazoa; Chordata; Mammalia; Scandentia; Tupaiidae
Product: UDP-glucuronosyltransferase 2B31
Exons: 6
Coding region: 44-1636 (530 amino acids)
Molecular function (GO): glucuronosyltransferase activity
Source: RefSeq, a predicted model, not a curated record